AUGGCUUUCCUGGAUAGGACUGGCAGUACAAGGAAGCGGUCUCGUGCUUGUGAAGAGUGCCAUCGUCUCAAGAUCAAAUGUGACGUAAGCACAUCACUUGGAGGGACUUGUGAGCGAUGCAGCCGCACCAAUUUAGAGUGCAUCCCAGCGGCACCACGUCUCCAGCGCAAUCGCAUCAACGAACUCGAAGUCCAAAUCCAGGAACUCAGGAAAGCAUUGCGGAAGCAGAGCAGUAGCACAUCGCCCAGCUCCUCGCUAGAGGAUUAUGAUGCCGCUGUAUUGGCAUUCUUAGACGCCCGCAUCCCGCCAAGUAAGCAACAAAAAUUGCUUUCCCUGUAUGCACACCAUGCGGGAGCCGCCUGGCCUGUCGUUCGUCUGCCGAUGAAGCUGAAUUAUAUUCGCGCGAGAUCUCCAGUCUUACUGCUCUCUGUGGUGGUGUUUUCCGUCACGCAGAAUGCGCAAGGUACUGAACUCGAAGUACACGAUGAGCUUGUGCGAGAGACAAUGCGUAUCCUCGGAGACGAAGUCAUAAGUAAGGGGCAGAGAUCCCUGGAACUCGUGCAGGCUCUGCUUGUAGCCACUUUCUGGAGCAAAUCGACGCGGAAGGGGCAGCAAGUUAGUUGCUAUCAACUCGUUCAGUUAGCUACCGAUAUGGCUAUUGACCUUGGAAUCGCCGGACCUUUGUUGCAGCCUUCUCCUGCGGCGUACUUCUCCAUGCAUGAGGAUCCUACAUCUUUUGAAGCACGCCGGACUUGGCUUGCCUGCUUUGUGGCGCUUUCAACAUCGUCCAUCAGUACGCGCCGGCCAAUUGCAGUCUCUUGGGACGCUCACCAUCGGGAAUGUCUCCUACACCUGGAAAGUACAGGCGAUCCAUCCGACAUCUUGCUUUGCCAGAUCGUCCGCAUCAUCCAACUGGUUGACGAGAUAUCGAAUUGCUUGUGUCUCUGUCAAUCAGCGGUCUUCGUAGAUGGAAACGAUUACAAUACUUACGCUACGGUUAAGCACUUGAAAUCCAAGGUCGAUGCAUGGGUAGCUCAGAUUCCACCCAGUCUCGCGUCAUCGCAGACGCUCAAAGUCUGGCAACACGUAGCCAUGGUCUACAUCUACGAGCUUGUCCUUCACACUCCUACAAAUAAGGCAUCGUUCGCAGCACCCUUCAUCCCGGGACGUAUUAUCGUAAAAGACUUCCCAAAGCCAGCAAACAUCAUCCCUUUUCUACAAACCGCGCUCGAGGCUUUAAUCCAACACUGUCACGCCGUCAUCAAUACUGCCACAGAGAUGGACCCUACCCUGAUUCUCGGUCUUCCUACGUUUUGUUUUGCCCCUACUGUCUUAUACUCACUCUUCGUGUUGGUCAAUCUCUUGGUAGCAUCUACAGACCCAACAAACACCUACGGGCAGUGUCUAUCAAAGGACAACUUUCGUAUAGAGCAGUGCGGUCUGAAGCUGCGUAUGUUGACGGCACACAUGACGUCUCUUGACCCGGCGAUGAGUUGUUUCACAACCCGUUUGUUUGAUGCGACGUCGUGGUUGGAGCAAUGGUACGGCGACUACAGUACUAUCCUUGGGCGUUAUGAGACGAACCUGUUGAAAGACACAGAAAUGACUUGA
Ascochyta rabiei is the source of this 1611-nucleotide messenger RNA. RefSeq lists its product as uncharacterized. Gene Ontology annotation, molecular function: zinc ion binding; transcription cis-regulatory region binding; DNA-binding transcription factor activity, RNA polymerase II-specific. Gene Ontology annotation, cellular component: nucleus. Gene Ontology annotation, biological process: regulation of DNA-templated transcription; DNA-templated transcription. Lineage: Eukaryota; Fungi; Ascomycota; Dothideomycetes; Pleosporales; Didymellaceae. The coding region runs from base 1 to 1611 and encodes 536 amino acids. The record is from RefSeq and is a predicted model, not a curated record. The transcript has a single exon.